AGAUCUUUGGAAAUAAGCUCAGAACCCAAGUUGAAACCCUGAACCUUAAUCGCAUUGGCAUUUAAAUAACGGCGGAGUACUGAUCCAACGAUAGUACACCUCGCUCAAUGGAACCAAAACUCGUUUGGAAAGAACAAAAACCCCAAGGCAGCUUCCUUUGACAGUAGUUGUUGUCCUUGAUGAUAUCUAGGUGCAACUCGAGGUGGUACAUGUAGCAGCCUGACCGACCAUGACAUCCAACUUGGGAGAAGUCACUCCACUCGUUGGCGGCGGAGGAGACGAAUGGCAACGCAUCGGCUACCCUCACAACCGACGAGGCUUUCAAAAUCACAACGAUGCCGACUAUACGAUGUAUCCAACCUCCUUUGAUAAUAAUAAUGCUGAUCAAAAGGACCGACGGUCCCAUUGGAAUCGAUUCAAAGAGACCGUGGUGGGUUUUUGGCCAGUAUUACGGGGACGGAUUCGGGCCACGGCGUGUGCCGAUCGGGAUUCCAAGCACAUUGAUCCCGAACGACUCUGUUCUCCUCCUGCCUCGUCCUUGGAACGGUCCUAUUAUGAAGAUACCUACAAUGGUGAUAGUUGGGCUUGUUCGUUUGGGACAGAUGAAGAUGACGGAAUCUGGCUCAAUGUGCAUGACAGGGUGGGGACAAUCAUGUCGUCCACGGUUUGGAUUUUAGUCAUCUACUCGGGGAUCACGGUGGGAUUACUCUCCCAACACAAUCAUUUGUCGCCCAUCUUGGCCAAAAUAUACUUUACCAUUUGUGCCAUGGCACUUGCUAGUCAUGCCAAGACAUCCUUUACGGAUCCAGGAUCCAUUCCGUUGGCGGCAGUACCCGUCGAUGUAUACACUCCUGCGGCCCAUGCCAUGUGCAGUCGAUGCCAAUCCUACAAACCCAAAGGGACACAUCAUUGUCGAAUCUGUGAUCGAUGUAUCAGUGGAAUGGAUCAUCACUGUCCUUGGAUGAAUAAUUGUGUUGGAACUGGGAAUAUGAAACACUUUGUUCUCUUUCUAGUCUACACUUGGAUAGCCUGCGCCUUUGCACUCAUGAUGUUUGGAUGGAAUUACUUUUUCUGUGCCGAUGAAUCCUGUACUUUUUCACCCGUCUUGAUACAGCUCGUACGACUCAUGACGCUCAUGUGCAUUUCCGCACUCAUUUUCACAUCCAGCAUGAUUACCAAUGUCACAUUUGGGGUCAUGACGGGAGUAGGGACCAUUGACAGACUCAAAUUAAAAGCCGACAAUGCAUGGGGACUCGUCGACGAUGAACCAAUGGAACUACGAGAUAUUUUUGGGAUUGGGGAUUACUGGACGUGGGCAUUGCCCUUUUUUGACCCAGUAUUUGAAGAUUAUGAUUUGGCCAUGGGAUACAGCACACCGCAGCGAUUGUUACGGGAGCGUGCGUAGAAAUAUAUAUAUAUAUUGUUAAUACAAGAAACCACCCGACAAUAAAUCGAUGUGACUUUUUCCAAGGCAACAAUUGAGGCACAGAAACAAACACAGACUUGGUCGCCUCGCAGAGGACACGACAACCUCAAAGAACACAUUACAAAGGUCUGGGUCUAGUCUCUGAUCCAAUGCGGUUAGAAUGGAAGUUUGAUGAGGAGCGAGAAUGUGUUCGUUGAGGCAGUUCACUUUUUCCAUUUGAACGCACACACAGAUCUUCGUUGACUAGAUCGUCAAGCAUUGGUUUAGGCCAUUAUUCAACUCCGUUGAUGCCAUCAACAACAUAUCCUUUGAUGAACUACGGGCCUCUACUAGAGAAACCUAGAGGUGCUUUGCUAGUAGCAACUGCAAGAAUAAAGUUGAUGUCCACCAUGUUCUUUU
Seminavis robusta is the source of this 1825-nucleotide messenger RNA. The record is from the annotation of a GenBank genome assembly. Lineage: Eukaryota; Bacillariophyta; Bacillariophyceae; Naviculales; Naviculaceae.